AUGAAAGACAGGUUUAAUAGAGUGAGAAGGAAAAAUAACUCCAUCUUUAUUCUCUGUAGGGGCGCUUUGCAGUCGGUGAACUUUUUAUUGUUGUGCGCUGAGGUUGAGAAAUUGUUGAUUCCUGUCACUCUUAAUAUAACGUUAACGCUAAUUGUUUGA
Molecule: messenger RNA, 159 nt
Organism: Brugia malayi
Lineage: Eukaryota; Metazoa; Nematoda; Chromadorea; Rhabditida; Onchocercidae
Gene: Bm95
Exons: 2
Coding region: 1-159 (52 amino acids)
Source: RefSeq, a predicted model, not a curated record